AUGGCAUCGUCGACCCAGGAUGAAGUCCACAACAAACAAAAAACGACACAUGCUUCAAGUCACCAGGCUCAAGAUCGCAAGGCAUCUCUUGAGGCCUUGGUGAUACAGAAGCCGCCUGCUCGACAGCCCACACCGGCCGUUUGCAACAAGCCCGUGCCGGGAAUCAUCGGCAUCAAACCUGCUGUCAACGAGGACCAGAGCCUCAAUAUCGAUGCGAGUCUCCGUCCCACGUACUUUCUCAUGCGCCCAGGGCCAGGCCAUACCCGAUGCAUCGUGCCACUGAUCCCUCUUGAUCUCCUGCCACAGCACAUAAACAUUACCGGCCUGCCACGAUAUUUGUCUCCCGCCCAGACGAGCCGCAUGUCCAGCGUUGGCACAUACGCAAAGGCAGAAAAUACGCCUUGCUACGAGCUAGACAUAGGACAGCCCAGUGACACCGACGAAGGGCUCACUAGAGAGGAGACUGUUCAGAGUGCCAAUGCCAGCCCGGAACGCGUGCUAACUGAGGAGAUCCCUCGCAUCGUACUCAAUCCAGUCGUCUCUUCAGGUGGUAAGCCCUCGCCGCCUUUACUCGCGUUCGAAGCGGGCACUGCCGCCACUUCAGCGCACCACCACCACCGUCACGCCCAGUCGGCGAAGCUCAAGGCAGGACGCGGGAAUUACUGUCGUCACUACUGCCACCAUGGGACCUGCAAGUGGGGAUCACGCUGCCGUUACCAGCACAUAAUGCCGAGCACGUCUUCGGGACUGGCGGAGGUUGGACUCAAGAACUUUCCGGCUUGGUACCGCGCUGUACUAGUCAACCUGCAAAGUGCUGGCAGAAUGCAUUACCACCACGAGAUGCAAGCUGACAAAGUGGAGGGGCAUGAGAGAGGACGAUGGGUGGGACAGGGCAUGGCGGAGCACCAGACUAGAGGCGGGAAUGUGGAGGUGGAGCGUUUGAGGCAGGAGACGAACGGCUAUUGUGCUACGAGCGUCGCAGGAACGGUGCACCAGAGCCUGGCUCAGCAGAGACUGGUUGACUUGGACUAGAAGCUGCCACAUACGGGCCUGGGAAGGGGGCUCAAGUAUCUUGGACAUGUUCAGAAUCACAAGC
Verticillium alfalfae VaMs.102 is the source of this 1096-nucleotide messenger RNA. RefSeq lists its product as hypothetical. The coding region runs from base 1 to 1032 and encodes 343 amino acids. The transcript has 2 exons. The record is from RefSeq and is a predicted model, not a curated record. NCBI's taxonomy places the organism in Eukaryota, Fungi, Ascomycota, Sordariomycetes, Glomerellales, Plectosphaerellaceae. Gene Ontology annotation, molecular function: metal ion binding.